This is a messenger RNA of Oryzias melastigma (Indian medaka), 3667 nucleotides long. RefSeq names its product gap junction alpha-8 protein. The record is from RefSeq and is a predicted model, not a curated record. Gene Ontology annotation, biological process: cell communication. Lineage: Eukaryota; Metazoa; Chordata; Actinopteri; Beloniformes; Adrianichthyidae. Gene Ontology annotation, cellular component: connexin complex. Bases 690 to 1982 code for a protein of 430 amino acids. The transcript is spliced from 4 exons.
ACCAAAGAGACGCCUGAGGGGUCACCAGGAACAAGAUUGUAGAUCUGAACGAGACUGGAAUGAACCAAAAAGUGAGCUUAUUGGAGCGAUUAUUAGAAAAUGGAAGAAAUACAAGAUCAUGCAUGAAGCUCCAUGAAGUCCAGAACUACACAGGGAACUGGUCAAUGAGCUGAAGAUAGCUGGGACCACAGUAACAAAGGUUACUAUAGUAACACACAACGUGGUCAUGGAUUCAAAUUCUCCAGAGCUCCAAAGGUUCUGCUGCUUAAACCAGCACACUUCCUCAUCGAUCUAAAGGAGGAGGAAGAAUGAGUUACAUCCCAAGAACAUCAUACCCACUGUGAAGCAUGGUGGGGGAAACAUCAUGCUUUGGGGCUGAUUUUUCUACAAAUCCUGGCGACUGAUGAGUAAAAAGGCUGACCGAGGAGACGCGGCGCUCUCCGACUCCUGUCCUGCAGCCUGUUUCUGCUCUCAGAGGAAACAAUUUUAAACAAUAUGAUUUCCUGAGGGCAAAAGGAGCAACGGAUUCAAAGAGGCGGGGCAGAAAAGGGCAGAGAAUACAGAAGAUCAAGUAGCAGACAUGUGGACAUCAGAGUGAGGCAGCAGUGAGGUGACUCUCCACACAGACGCCGGGAGGUGGUGCAGGCUGCUGCCCCAACAGGACAAGGAAGGGGAAGCCUUAAGCACAAAUGCAGCGCUACGGACCGAUCAUGGGUGACUGGAGCUUUCUGGGUAACAUUUUAGAGGAAGUUAACGAGCACUCUACGGUGAUCGGCCGGGUGUGGCUCACGGUGCUCUUCAUCUUCCGCAUCCUGAUCCUGGGCACGGCGGCGGAGUUCGUGUGGGGCGACGAGCAGUCCGACUACGUUUGCAACACGCAGCAGCCUGGAUGUGAGAACGUGUGCUACGACGAGGCCUUCCCCAUCUCCCACAUCCGCCUGUGGGUGCUGCAGAUCAUCUUCGUGUCCACGCCGUCUCUGGUGUACGUGGGCCACGCCGUGCACCACGUCCACAUGGAGGAGAAACGGAAGGAGCGCGAGGAGGCCGAGCUCAGCAGGCAGCAAGAACUUAGCGAGGAGCGUCUCCCUCUGGCUCCCGACCAGGGAAGCGUCCGCACCACGAAGGAGACCAGCACCAAGGGGAGCAAAAAGUUCCGUCUGGAGGGCACCCUGCUGAGGACCUACAUCUGCCACAUUAUCUUCAAGACUCUGUUCGAGGUGGGCUUCGUGGUGGGCCAGUACUUCCUGUACGGCUUCCGAAUCCUGCCUCUGUAUAAAUGCAGCCGCUGGCCCUGCCCCAACACGGUGGACUGCUUUGUGUCCCGCCCGACGGAGAAGACCGUCUUCAUCAUCUUCAUGCUGGCCGUGGCCUGCGUCUCGCUCUUCCUCAACUUUGUGGAGAUCAGCCACUUGGGCCUGAAGAAAAUCCGCUUCGUCUUCCGUAAGCCGGCUCCGGCUCCCGCCGCGGCCCACGGCGAGGGGAUGGCGCCCCUGCCACCUCAGGGGAAGAGUCUGCCCCCUCUGGGGGUGUCCUCCCUGCAGAGGGCAAAGGGGUACAAGUUGCUGGAGGAGGAGAAGGCGCCCCCCAUGACUCACCUCUACCCUCUAGCUGAGGUGGGGAUGGAGGCCGGCAGAGGGGCCUCGCCCUUCCAGGGGCUGGAGGAGAAAGGUGAGGAGGCGCUGCCCAUGGAGGACAUCACAAAGGUGUACGACGAGACUCUGCCCUCCUACGCCCAGACGACGGAGACGGGAGGGGUGACGUUACACGAGGAUGAGGAGGAUGAGGAGGUGCAGCCACCAGAAGUAGAGGCAGAGAAGGUGGAGGAGAUUGAAGAUGAAGACGAGGAGGAGGUGGAGGAAGUGGAGGACGCGGCUCCGGCGGAGGCCGGCCUGGAGGCGACGGAUACGAUAGACGACAGCAGACCGCUGAGUCGACUGAGCAAAGCCAGCAGCAGGGCCAGGUCAGACGACCUCACCAUAUGAAGCACACAGACGGAAGAGAGCACACACUCAAUGCACACGCUUGAAACGGCAGAGCAGAUGAGAGGACUAAAUUCUACAAAACGACAAAAAAACAGAGAUUUAGAUGCGGAAAAGAGGAAGUGAAAGAUGGCAGGAGUAGUUUGUUUUUUAUUAAGUUGUUUUUACCUUCAAUAAUGUAAAAGCGGACACAGAUGGGAGGUGUGGGGGGUGGUUUUACUUGAUGAAAAUCAAUUUUUAGACAUCUUUUCUAUUGAAAGAGUUAUACUGAGAUGCAAUGGACAGGUAGACAUUUGUACAUGAGGUUUGAGUAGAUAGGGAGGCGUGCCUGUAAGAAAGAAUCAGUGUAGUUGGGCACCGACUUUUAUCAGUGAGACGCUGCAGCGUGAAGCCGCAGCAGCUGAGACUCCGACACAGAACACACACAUCGACAGGUACUGUAAGACAGGAAGGAAAGUCCAUUUUCAGGUUGCACAUUCAGAGGUUUCAACUCUGCAAAAAGCCUCUAACCCUGACGACGCCUCAUCUGUGCAUCCAUCUCCACACAUUCUCUAAAGUAUGGAGAGCCGUGCAUGAGCUUCUCUCCUUUUCAUGUUUAUAUACCAUGAGCGGAGCUAGAAAACAAAAAAAAGACCACUUGUUGAAUGUCUUUUUUUCAAUGUGAUUUCUUUUUUUUUGCCUUUAAGAAACUUUGUGUUACUGUGGUAUCAGCUGUCCAUAUAGAAGAGCGAUCAGAGAGUGAACCACAGCAGUGACCUCAGGCCAAAUCCUCUCUCCUUUCGUGCUGUACAAACAGGCGUCCGGGCGAUAAAGAUCACGCACAGUCAGCACAACGCAUUGUUGCAGCCGAGACAAUAAAAGAAAACGGCGCUCGUGAAUGAAAAAACAAGCAUCCUUGAUCGGCCUGUGGAACAAAAAAUAAAUAAUUCCACUUAAUUUUGUAGAUUCUCACAGCAAAAUAAGUGUGGUGGAAAAAUCCCUGUCACAAACUGAUAUUUAUUUAAUUCCAAUCGAAUAGUUUCAUAAAAAAGUGAAUUGAAAGUGGAUUCUCAUUCGCUGUAAAUUCCUGUGCCUUAUCUGUAAAUGUGAGUUUUCAAAUGUUGUACGAUGCUCUGGGACCUCCGUGAACUUGACGUUUUUCUUCGCCUGAAUAGCUUGUGUUUCCGUGUGACCCCUCUGCACACGUUAAAAUAUCGUCUCCAUGGAAGCAAAACUGCCUUUUUACACACAGGAAGCUGAAUGUUUGAGACACACCAACAGUGUUGAUUUUUUUUGGGGAACUUUGUGACCCCAGAGAAGGUCCUAAUCUCCCAUAAUCCACUGCAAAGCAUUAAGAUGGAUCUUUUGUACAACAUUAAGAUGUAUGAUAUAUAUUUUCUUUUUGUGUGUUUUUAAGACUUGUUGCAUUGGCUGUAUGUCUGUGAGAAGAUUAAUAUUUGGAGAAGAAGAAAAAAAAACAUUUUUACUAACUUGUAGUCUUCUUUGCUGAUAGAUGAGUGGCAGUAUCUUCUACUGGAAUGUGAACCAAGCAAUUAAAAGUCAAACGUGGUCAAGAAAUGUUGUGUCAUGUUUUCUCUGAAAAGUACACACCCAGACAUAAAAAAACUACUAUUUUCACUUUAUUUAUUUAGGUUUUUCUUAAUGUAAAACUACAAAAACUGAUGCAGAAAUGCUAAGAAUAAAUAUAA